AAAGCCCCCAUCUGAAGGCAAAAAACUUCUGCACGGCACGAGAGAGCGAGACAGCAAGUGAGCUAGAAGGGGAAAAGGGACCGAGACCAAAAAAGCGAAAGCAAACACAAGCGACCAGCCGAACUGCUGACAACGACCAGUUAACACGUUUAAAGUCUUAUGUGCCCGUUGUUAUUCUCAUUUUAAACUGCAAUCACAUCGAAAGGGGACAGACGUGAGUCUGUUGAUUCAAGACUCUAUGACUGAGCACGGAGAGUGCAUGUGAGAAUAGAAGGGAAAGUGCGCAAGUAAGUGGCUUUUUUUCGGGGUUUCACGAUGGCGUAUCCUCAGGGUUACUUGUAUCAGCCAUCCGCUUCCCUGGCACUGUAUUCAUGUCCGGCGUACAGUACCAGCGUGAUUUCGGGACCCCGAACGGAGGAACUUGGAAGAUCAUCCUCGGGGUCUGCUUUUGCUCCGUAUGCCGGAUCUACCGCGUUUACCACCGCUUCGCCUGGCUACAAUUCCCAUCUGCCGUACAGUGCAGACGCGGCGGCGGCUGCCACCUUUACUUCAUAUGUGAGUUCGCCCUACGAUCACACCUCCGGCAUGGCUGGUUCGAUAGGCUAUCACCCGUACGCUGCUCCCUUGGGUUCCUAUCCGUAUGGUGACCCUGCUUACCGAAAGAACGCGACUCGGGAUGCCACCGCCACACUCAAAGCGUGGCUCAACGAGCACCGGAAAAACCCGUACCCCACCAAGGGUGAAAAGAUCAUGCUGGCCAUUAUCACCAAAAUGACCCUCACUCAAGUGUCCACCUGGUUCGCCAACGCCAGGAGGAGGCUAAAGAAAGAAAACAAGAUGACCUGGACACCUCGGAACCGGAGCGAGGACGAGGAAGAGGAUGAGAACAUUGAUCUGGAGAAAAACGACGACGACGAGCCUAACAAGCCUUCAGACAAGGGAGACUCGACAGAUACUGAGUCGGACAAUAAACUGAUAAACCCAGGGGACAUUUGCGACAGAUUCAAAGAUGAAAGUCAUGUGAAGGAAAUGGAUCCUCUUUUAACCAACACGGAAUUAAAAGAGUCAGAGGACCGGACGGAACUGCUGCCCGAGUCGGCUAAGCCCACCACCUCCUCCCCGUCUACUGUGCCUCGGGGGAAUGAGAUCAUUGCGCAAGAGAAGCCGUCAGAUUUGGGCCACGCACCGAGCACAGUGAACAGCAACGUGACGUCUGUUAUCCAUUCGCCCCCGUCAGCCCCCAAACCGAAACUUUGGUCUCUAGCCGAGAUCGCGACAUCCUCAGACAGGUGUAAAGGCAGCAGCGAGGGCCCGCAGGCCACGGUGAUGGGUCAAAGCACAGUAAUCGCGACCAACGCUGCGUCGCCAUCUCGAUCAUCGUCCCAAUGUCCCCUCCCAAAUAGCACGGUUCUCUCCAGGCCCAUCUACUACACCUCCCCCUUUUACCCCGGUUAUACGAACUAUGGCACUUUUGGACAUCUUCACAGCAAUCACGGAUCCAACACGGGCUCUACGCCACACUUCAAUGGAUUAAACCAGACUGUGUUAAACAGGGCCGAGGCUCUGGUAAGAGAGAGCAAACUCAGAAGCCAAACACAGGUAGAUCUUUGUAAAGACUCCCCUUAUGAACUAAAGAAAGGUAUGUCAAACAUUUAAUACUGGAUUACUCCCCAGUCACCCGGACUAUUAUUUAUUAUUUGUGGUUGCAUAAAAAGGAGAAGCAAGAAAUAAUUAUACUGUUAAAGAAAAUUCUGAGGACAGUUAUUUUCUCAGUAAAUGCUUACCCUCAAAUCUUAGUUUCUGAAUGGUUAAUCCAAAAGAUGUAACAACUAAGAAUUGUCUUAAUCGCUGCAGCCGCCUGAGUCUAUUUGUAUUAAAGACUAAUGUAUAUUUAAUGUAGCAUUUUUGUAUUUAAAAUGGACAAUACACUAUCUUUGAA
This is a messenger RNA of Sardina pilchardus (European sardine), 1939 nucleotides long. RefSeq names its product iroquois homeobox 5a (gene irx5a). Gene Ontology annotation, cellular component: nucleus. The transcript is spliced from 3 exons. NCBI's taxonomy places the organism in Eukaryota, Metazoa, Chordata, Actinopteri, Clupeiformes, Clupeidae. Gene Ontology annotation, biological process: cell development; neuron differentiation; regulation of transcription by RNA polymerase II. Bases 316 to 1656 code for a protein of 446 amino acids. The record is from RefSeq and is a predicted model, not a curated record. Gene Ontology annotation, molecular function: DNA-binding transcription factor activity, RNA polymerase II-specific; RNA polymerase II cis-regulatory region sequence-specific DNA binding.